CUCAACAUCACUACAGCAGCGCUCCAUCACUCGCAACGUGGAUUUAACAUUUUUGAAAAUAUCUGUGAAUUAACCGCAUUCUCUUACGGGACAGUGCAUUCUUCUGCGUAUAAGAUCUGGCAUUAAAAGGCCCAAUGUGGCCAUUAACAUGUGGCGAUACAGAAUCAGAACCAAAAUGGAGCAUCUUUCUUUUAAUUCAGGAAGUCGACUCAAAGGAACAUCAUCAGUCAAGCCUCUCUAACGUGGAAGCUGAGCAUUUGACCUCCUCUUAUCUCAAGGCUCUUCAGUCUGUUUAGAAUUCAUCCUAGUGCCCUUAAACAGGAUUUAGGAUAGCAUGUGUCAGGAACCUCAAUGGCCUUACCUUCUUCGCCCAUAUGGUUAUCACCUAAAGGAUCCAAUGUUUCUUCAAUGAACUCCACAUCAUUUGCAGGAAAAAAUAAUUAAGGAAUUUGAUUUGGUUUAUUGCACAAGGAACCCUUGUGAUUGCAUAAUCAUUUGCUACCAUGCCUCCCCUUUGCCGGCCCCAUUGUAUACUAUUGCUGCUCAGCACCAUCUUGAGCCUCGGUUUAGGCCUGGAGUUCACAGGAUCCAAGGGUCAGUGGGCACGUUAUCUUCGCUGGGAUGCCAGCACCAGAAGUGACCUCAGUUUUCAGUUCAAAACCACUAUAUCAAAUGCUUUGGUUCUCUACUUUGAUGACGGAGGAUACUGUGACUUUUUGCUUCUGACCAUUGAGGAAGGUAACCUGAAGUUGCAUUUUAGCGUGGACUGUGCAGAAACCACAAUAACCUCCGACAAGAUGGUCAACGAUAGUCGCUGGCACUUCGCUACCAUCAGCAGGCACAACUUGCGAACCGUGCUGGUGCUGGACGGAGAGUCCAAGGUGGACGAGGUGAGACCACAAAGGCAGUUCAUGAAGAUCGUCAGCGACCUGUAUCUUGGAGGAGUGCCUCAAGACAUUCGGACAUCUGCCCUAACACUACCGGCGGUUAAGGAGAUGGCACCGUUCAAGGGGAUUAUUACAGACUUGGGUUAUGGGAAUCAGGUUCCCACACGCCUGGGGAGCCAAAAGGUUCAGUUAGAGAUGGAAGGCUUGUGUACGGAAAACCCCUGUGAAAAUGGAGGAAGCUGCAUCAUGGCUGACGGUGAACCUUACUGUGACUGCUCCAAAACAGGAUAUGUAGGUCAUUACUGUAAUGAAGCUGUCAACCAAACUCCUGGGUUCGCACAUAUGGUGAAGUCUCCGCAAGGCAGAAACAAAGCACGAGAGGAGAAUGUGGCAACGUUCAGGGGUUCGGAGUACUUCUGCUACGACUUGUCUCAGAAUCCAAUCCAGAGCAGCAGCGAUGAGAUCACGUUGUCCUUUAAGACCUGGCAACGCAACGGACUCAUUCUUCACACGGGCAAGUCGGCUGACUACGUUAACCUAGCGCUGAAGGACGGCGCCGUUUCAUUGGUCAUCAACCUGGGCUCAGGAGCCUUCGAGGCCAUCGUUGAGCCUGUAAAUGGAAAGUUCAAUGACAAUGCCUGGCAUGACAUCAAAGUGACACGCAACCUGAGACAGGUGACUAUAUCGGUGGAUGGUAUACUGACCACCACAGGAUACACACAGGAGGAUUACACAAUGCUGGGCUCUGAUGAUUUCUUCUAUGUGGGUGGAAGCCCAAGCACAGCCGACCUGCCUGGAUCUCCAGUCAGCAAUAAUUUUAUGGGCUGCCUGAAAGAGGUGGUCUACAAAAACAACGACAUUCGACUGGAACUCUCUCGCCUGGCCCGCAUUGCAGACCCAAAAAUGAAGCUACAGGGGGAUGUGGUGUUUAAAUGUGAAAAUGUGCCCACCCUAGACCCCAUCUCCUUUGAGACUGCAGAGUCCUUCCUCAGUCUGCCCAAGUGGAACACCAAGCGUGUGGGCUCUAUCUCCUUUGACUUCCGCACUUCAGAGCCCAAUGGAUUAAUCCUCUUCACUCAAGGUAAGCCCCAGGACAAAAAGGACUCCCGCAAUCAGCGGAGCAACAAAGUGGACUUCUUUGCUGUGGAACUUCUAGAUGGAAACCUGUAUCUUCUGCUGGACAUGGGAUCAGGAACUAUUAAAGUCAAAGCCACACAAAGCAAGGUCAAUGACGGAGUCUGGCAUCACGUGGACAUCCAGAGAGAUGGAAGAUCAGGUAUCAUCUCUGUAAACAGCCGGCGAACACCCUUCACGGCCAGUGGAGAGAAUGAGAUUCUAGACCUGGAGGGUGACCUGUAUCUCGGAGGUCUCCCGGACAACCGGGUCGGCUUGGUUCUUCCCACCGAACUGUGGACUGCUAUGCUGAACUAUGGCUACGUGGGCUGCAUCCGUGAUCUCUUCAUCGAUGGACGCAGUAAAGACAUCAAGCAGAUCGCAGAGGCCCAGAAUGGUGAUGGGAUCAAGUCGUCCUGCAGCAAAGUCACAGGCAAACUGUGCAAUAGCAACCCCUGCAAAAACAACGGCAUCUGCAAGGAGGGCUGGAACCGCUUCAUCUGCGACUGCACUGGGACAGGCUACUGGGACCGAACCUGUGAGAGAGAAGCAUCUAUCCUGAGCUAUGACGGCAGUAUGUAUAUGAAGGUGGUGAUGCCUACAGUCAUACAUACAGAAGCCGAGGAUGUUUCUCUUCGCUUUAUGUCCCAGCGUGCGUUUGGCCUGUUGAUGGCUGCCACAUCACGUGAGUCUGCAGACACACUGCGACUAGAGCUGGACAGCGGCCGUGUCAAACUGAUCGUCAACUUAGACUGUGGCAGGAUAAACUGUAAUGCCAGUAAAGGACCAGAGACAUUGUAUGCUGGACAAAAGCUGAAUGACAACGACUGGCACUCAGUCAAAGUGACACGACGUGGUAAAAACCUCAAACUCAUGGUGGAUGAUGAUGUAGCUGAAGGUCAGAUGAAUGGUGACCACACUCGUUUGGAGUUCAGUAACAUUGAGACAGGUAUCCUGACUGAGCGGCGCUUUGCCUCCUCGGCUCCAUCCAAUUUCAUUGGUCACCUGCAGGCCCUGAAGUUCAACGGCCUGCUCUACAUUGACAUGUGCAAGAACGGUGACAUUGAAUUCUGUGAGCUCAAUGCUCGCUUCGGCAUGCGCUCCAUCGUGGCGGAUCCUGUCACCUUCAAGACCAAAGGAAGUUACCUGGGUCUGGCUACACUUCAGGCGUACACCACCAUGCACUUGUUCUUUCAGUUCAAAACCACCUCGGGCGACGGCUUCAUACUCUUCAACAGUGGAGAUGGGAAUGAUUUUAUUGCAGUGGAGCUUGUCAAAGGGUAUAUCCACUAUGUGUUUGACUUGGGAAACGGGCCGAGUCUUCUGAAGGGAAACAGUGACAGUCCGCUCAACGACAACCAGUGGCACAACGUGGUGAUCACUCGAGAUGCCAGCAACACACACAUGCUCAAGGUGGACGCCAAGUCUGUCAGCCAGGUGGUCAGUGGAGCAAAAAAUCUUGAUCUGAAAGGUGAUCUGUUUGUGGCCGGUCUGGGGCCUAACAUGUACCAGAACCUACCAAAGCUGGUGGUUUCUCGUGAGGGUUUCCAGGGUUGCUUGGCUUCCAUGGAUCUGAACGGCCGUCUGCCUGACCUCAUCAAUGACGCUCUGUUUCACAGCGGGCAGAUUGAACGUGGUUGUGAAGUUGGUUUCACCAAAGCUGACCUGCAAGGACCCAGCACCACCUGCCAGGAGGACUCGUGUGCUAACAUGGGCGUGUGCAUCCAGCAGUGGGAGAACUUCACCUGUGACUGCUCCAUGACAUCAUACUCUGGCACACAGUGCAAUGACCCCGGAGCAACGUACAUCUUUGGAAAGGGUGGAGGACUCAUCACGUACACAUGGCCCAAUAACGAGAGGCCCAGUACUCGAACGGACAGACUGGCGGUGGGCUUCAGCACCACCAUCAAGGAUGGGAUUCUGGUCCGCAUCGACAGCGCCCCCAGGCUAGGAGACUACAUCAUGCUCCAUGUCGAGGAAGGAAAGGUGGGUGUAACAUUCAACAUUGGCACGGUGGACAUCAGCGUCAAGGAGUUGAAUACAGAAGUCAACGAUGGGAAAUAUCAUGUGGUACGCUUCACAAGGAAUGGGGGAAACGCCACCUUACAGGUGGACAGCUUGCCAAUCAACGAGCAUUUUCCAUCAGGCAACAGCGACAUUGAGCGUUAUCAAAUGGCUAAUAAGAAAAUCCCGUUCAAAUAUACCCGGCCGGUCGAAGAUUGGCUACAUGAGAAAGGUCGUCAGCUGACCAUUUUUAACACCCAAGCCACCAUCUCAAUAGGCGGUAACGACCGCAAGCGCCCAUAUCAAGGCCAGCUCUCUGGCCUCUAUUACAACGGCUUGAAGGUUCUCAACAUGGCAGCUGAAGGUCAUGCCAACAUCAAGAUAAAUGGCAGCGUGAGACUGGUGGGUGACGUGCCUACCAGUAGAAGUCCAUCCCGCACCACCACCUCCAUGCCCCCGGAGAUGUCCACUACCUUCAUCGAGACCACCACCACCCUGUCAACCACCACCACUCGAAAGCAGCGCUCACCACCCCCCAUUCAGACAACAGAUGACAUUGUGUCUUCAGCAGAAUGUUCCAGCGAUGACGAGGACCUGGAAGAGUGUGACGGCGGACACACAGGAGGGGAGUUAGUCAUUCCCAUUUUAGUUGAGGAUCCCAUUGACAUCCCCCCUGUUUCCACUCGAGCCCCUUUCAUCCCCCUCCCCCCGACCCUUCACCCCGUCCUCACCAUUAUUGAGACCACCAAAGUGUCCCUGUCAAUUGCCACCGAGGUGGGGGUACCUUGCUUGUUGGACCGAGGCAGCGAUGAUUGUGAUGAUGAUGAUGAUGGUGAUGAUGAUGGUGAUGGCUUGGUGAUUUCGGGGUUUGGCUCUGGGGAGGCCAUUGACUCUAGCCUCCCACCCACUGAUGAUGAAGAUUUUUACACCACCUUCUCCCUGGUAACAGAUAAGAUCUUGACCACGUCGACGUACGAAGGUGGCUACAAAGCUCUUGCGCCCAAGUGGGAGGUAAAGGACUUUAAGCCUAGCAAGGCCUCUGAGGCAGGCAGGACUACGGCCAUCCCGCCUCUGCCUGACCUCAGGAGCUCAGCGGCAUCGCCCAUCACGCCUGAGACCGCUCCCAAAAUCCCAGCCGGGAAAAUGAACAACCGUGAGAUCAAACCCCAACCGGACAUAGUGCUGCUACCGCUCCCCACAUCUUACGACACGGAUGGCACCAAACCAAGGGGGCCAUACAUCACCCAGCCCAUGUUGCGCACCAUCCCCAGUGCCCUGCCCACUAUUCCAAGUAUCAGGAGAGUGCCCCCUGGUGCCUCAGAGGUUAUACGAGAGUCAAGCAGCACUACGGGCAUGGUGGUCGGUAUCAUCUCUGCUGCUGCCUUGUGCAUCCUCAUACUUCUCUAUGCCAUGUACAAAUACAGGAACAGGGAUGAAGGCUCCUAUCAGGUAGAUGAAACACGGAACUACAUCAGCAAUUCGGCACAGAACAAUGGCACGGUAGUGAAAGACAAACAGCCCAGCACCAAGGGUGCCGGCAACAAGAGACCCAAAGACAAGGACAAGGAAUAUUAUGUAUAAAACAAAAUUCCACUUCGAGACAGUGAUUUUACACUGAAAAUCCUUUAAGAACUCAAACACAUUGAGUCGAAAUUAACUGAUUUCCAAGUGUUCUGUGAUUUGAAGCUCACUUUAAACUGUAAGCAUAGGGAGAAGGCAAAUGGGACUUUGGGGACCUUGAUACCUUACUUUCUGUCUGGUUGUGGGACAAUGUCAGUGUAAAAUAUCUCAUUGUUACAUUGUUAUCCCUCAAGUGACUUUCUGAUGUAAAAAAUCAUUGGUGUAAAAAAAGACAAAAGAAAAAAAAAAGCAACCCUCGUCCAUUGUAACCCUGUACAAAAAAAGAAUGGUCAUGGUCAUGAAUUUGGGCAUGCAUGUGACGUGUGUGAUGUAGUACUGAUAUCUUUGCAAAGAGGAGAACAAGAGGAUGAGUUGUGAUCUGGAGAUGCAAAGUGGGAACAUUUUCCAUAAAAACAGUUAUUUUCUAACCCAUGCUGGUGAUGUGUCAUUAGACAAACAGUAUGUUUUUUUUUUGUUUGUUUGUUUUUUUGUUAGAAUGUUUUAGGGGUUUACUGUGGGAAAGGACAGAUUAACAUUUUUUGUAUUUUUAUUAACACUUUUUUUCUUCAUUAACACAAUCAUUUUCCUUUUUCCUUUUCCUUUGCUUUUGCUUUUAUUUCUGUCCUUUUCUCUUCUGAUGUCUGUUAAGGACUGAUUUGUUUUAACAUUCAUAUUCUGAAUGAGCUCUGCCAUGUGUAGCCAGAUUCACCUAAAAGAUGUCCGUCCUUUACAAAUAGAAAAAUGAGACGUUCUUUAUUAAAUGCAGGAUUUUCCUUUCAAUCCUGACUCUGUUUGAAUGCUUAAGUCAUUUGCUACACACACACACACACACACCUCUCACAUGAUAUAGAGCAACUGUGAGGGAAUCAAUCUACAGUAAUGUCAGAAUGAGAGCUGAAAUAUGAAUUAAUUUGCAGAAGACGAAUCCAAUGUGGACGAGUAUAUAUGUCGUUGUCACAGUCAGCUGUGUCAAACAAUAAAUAUGUUUACAUAUUUUAUUACAUUAUAACUGUGGUAAUUUGUAGCUCAUUAUUGUACACAAGAGUUGAUUUUGAGAUUUUCAUACGCUUUCUGUACAAAUUGAACAUCUAGUUUAGUUUAUUGUAGCACAUUAUGGACAACCCUAAAGUUAAAAUGAUCUUUUGACAGAUAUUGAGGGAGAAAGUCUAUGCAUAAAGUGUUAUGAAAGAGUAUUGUUUGGUUUAUGUUUCAAGGGUGUUCCUAAGUCAGACAUGUGAGAACUGUAAGACGGCAAUUGAUUGAAAUCGCCCUCCAUACAUAUAAAGGCUCGGCAUUACUGGUUAUUUUACUACUGCUUCUUGUUUUUUAUUUCAACAAGGUUAUGAGAGCUCACAUAAUAAAGGUGGAUAAUGGAUUGAAUUCAUACUGCCGCCACAUUACUGCAGUUUUGAAUGAUUUGUUUUUAGUCUGUGUUUCAUUCUGUGUAUUUAUGAUUUUUUUGAUCAUGUUUAGCUGUUGUCGUGCAGUCUUUAGGUUUGUCAAUUUCUGAACAUUCGUGCUGGCUGUAGUUGGAAUUUUGCAUCUUUUCUACUUUUGUUUAUUUAUUCUCUUUUGUCGUCAUCAGCACUUAGAUUUCCGUGCAGUCAUUUUGAUUAUUGUUUUCAAUCCUGACUUUUAGCUAUGUCCAGCAAUAAAAUGUU
This is a messenger RNA of Myxocyprinus asiaticus (Chinese sucker), 7285 nucleotides long. Its product is annotated as neurexin-3b. The record is from RefSeq and is a predicted model, not a curated record. The transcript has 23 exons. Bases 504 to 5585 code for a protein of 1693 amino acids. Lineage: Eukaryota; Metazoa; Chordata; Actinopteri; Cypriniformes; Catostomidae.